Molecule: messenger RNA, 2160 nt
Organism: Stegostoma tigrinum
Lineage: Eukaryota; Metazoa; Chordata; Chondrichthyes; Orectolobiformes; Stegostomatidae
Gene: prl
Product: prolactin
Exons: 5
Coding region: 39-656 (205 amino acids)
Biological process (GO): positive regulation of cell population proliferation; response to nutrient levels; positive regulation of receptor signaling pathway via JAK-STAT
Cellular component (GO): extracellular region
Molecular function (GO): hormone activity
Source: RefSeq, a predicted model, not a curated record
GACUUGCUUCUCACUGUUUAAACCAACAUCAAACGGCAAUGAUCAUCUAUCAGAUUAACGGUCGCAGUUCCCUUAAAGGUUUACUUUCUCUGCUUGUGUUGGUGUUUGGAGUUCAAUCCAGGGCUGGCGUGAUUAUGGCUAUGCCCAAGUGUGCCAACAAGGCUGGCGAAUGCCGGACAAUUUCUAUACAACAUUUUAUUCAAGGCCAACAUCUUAACUUCAGCACUAUCAAUAGCUGCCACACCUCCUCCAUAGUGACCCCUCAGAACAAGGAAGAUGCAUUACGUACCCCUCAUGAACGUCUACUGAGCCUCACAACUGUUAUCCUACAUUCCUGGCGAGACCCUCUGCAGUAUGUGAUCUCCGAAUUCAGUGCCACCCAUGGGAUUACCAACUCCUUAUUGAGUAAAUCAGUGAAGAUUGUCAAACAAGUGAAGCAACUUGCAAAAGGAUUGAAUAAGAUAACUGAGCAGAUUGGACAGCUUGGUGGAGCCAUUGAGCAGACAGUGCCAUGGGAACACCAUUUAGCUGAAGAUGGAGACUCAAUAAUGUUGCAACUGUACAAUCUCCUGCACUGCUUCCGGCGAGACACAAAUAAAAUUGAUACUUAUCUUAAGCUGCUGAAAUGCAGAUUCACCCAGCAAUCGAAAUGCUGAAAGGUCACUCUCAGUGAUGUGUUAGAAUUCUCAUCCUAAGUGUUCACAGCUCAAGCGUUGUCAUUUCAGCAGCUCUUAAUUGAAAAGUGAUAGAUAGAGCCAUAGAGUCAUACAGCAUGGAAAUAGACCCUUCGGUCCAACCAGUCCAAACUGAACAUAAUCCCAAACAGUUAAAGUCCCACCUGCCUUAUCUUGGCCCAUAUCCCUUCAAACUUUUCCUAUUUGUCUACUUAUCCAAAUAUCUUUUAAACAUUGUAAUUGUACUCAUACCCACCACUUUCUCAGCAGAUUUGCUCCACAGGCGAACCUUCCUCUGUGUAAAACAUUUGCCCCUCAUGUCUUUUUAAAAUCUCUUUCUGUUUUCCUUUAAAAUGUGCCCCCUAGUAUUGAAAUGCCCGAUCUCAGAGAAAAGAUACCUACCAUUGCCCUUAUCUAUACCCCCCACGACUUUAUAAACUUCUACAAGGUCGCCUCUCAACCUCAUAUGCUCUAGUGAAAAAUGCCCCAGCCUUUCUUUGUAAUCAAAUCUUCCACAGCUGGCAAUAUCCUGGUAAAUCUCUUCUGAAUUCUCUCCCACUUAAUAACAUCCUUCCUUGUGCAUGAAUUGCAGAAGGUUGGUUCGCAGGUGCAGCGGGAAAUUAAGAAGGCAAAUGGAAUUUUGUCCUUCAUUGCUAGAUUUAGUUUUAAAGCAGGGAGGUUAUGUUGCAGCUAUAUCAGGUGCUGGUGAGGUCACACCUGGAGUACUGUAUACAGGUUUGGCCUCUUUACUUGAGAAAGGAUGCACUGGCACUGGAGGGGGUGCAGAGGAGAUUCCAGAGUUAAAAGCAUUGUCUUAUGAGGUGACACUGAAUGGACUGGGAUUACAUUCAUUGGAAUUUAGAAGAACCAGGGGGGAUCUUACAGAAACAUAUAAAAUUAUGAAGGGAUUAGAUAAGAUAGAAGCAGGGAGGUUGCUUCCACUGGUGGGUGAAGCUAGAACAAGAAGGCAUUGCCUCAAAAUUAGGGGGAGCAGAUUUAGGACUGAAUUGAGGAGAAACUUCUUCACCCAAAACGUUGUGAACCUGUGGAAUUGCCUGCCUAGUAAAAUAGUUGAGACUACAUUGCUGAAAGUUUUUAAAGCUAAGAUAGAUAAUUUUUUGAAUAGUAAAGGAAUUAAGGGCCAUGGUGAGAGUGUGGGUUAGUGGAACUGAGGCCAUGAAAAGGUCAGCCAUGAUCUUAUUGAAUGGCGGAGCAGGUUCGGAGGGCCAGACGGCUUACUCCUGCUCCUAUUUCUUAUGUUCUUAUGUCAUAACAGGGCGACCUGAACUGGAUGCAGUACCCCAGAAGAGGUCACACCAAUGUCUUGUACAUCCUCAAUAUGACUUCCUAAGACCUAUACUCAAAGGACUAAGCAGUGAAGGCAAGCAUGCUAAAUGCCUUUUUCAACCACCCUGUCUAUACAGAUAGGCUAAAUAGAUGUGAUAGUGGGAACUGCAGAUGCUGGAGAAUCCAAGAUAAUAAAAUG